Molecule: messenger RNA, 2298 nt
Organism: Cordyceps militaris CM01
Lineage: Eukaryota; Fungi; Ascomycota; Sordariomycetes; Hypocreales; Cordycipitaceae
Exons: 5
Coding region: 1-2298 (765 amino acids)
Biological process (GO): mitochondria-nucleus signaling pathway; negative regulation of transcription by RNA polymerase II; regulation of nitrogen utilization
Cellular component (GO): cytoplasm
Source: RefSeq, a predicted model, not a curated record
AUGCCCAAAAGUACCGCCUCUCCAAGCGGUCCUGGCAGGGGGUGUUUUGGGCAUUGUACCCCUCCCCACACCCAGGCCACACCCGCUGCCCGCGGCGGUCCCGUAGGUACCUACUUGGAACAACUUCUCCCCCUUCCUCCUCCACCAACAGCUCUCCACGCAAUCGACUCUACCAACCCUCCACGACUGCUUCACUACCGCUUCACUCUCAACGCACAUUCACCCGCAACCCACCUCGCAGCCCUCAUCACCAACACGGCAAACCAAACGCAACAGACCGCCGUGUCCCUCGCACUCGUCACCAACGACCAUUCGACUCGCUCGGCACUCCGCCACGCCACUCCCGCCUUCUCCCCACCGCACAUUGCUCACACUGAGCAUCACGGCAACACCACGACCACGAUGCCGCAUAGAUUAGACACGCACGUCUUGACAGUGGAUGCCAACGUUAUCCACAAGGUCGACACCGCCAACCCUGCCAACCUGUAUAGCAUGUGGACUGGUAAGCACCCGACCGGGCCUGUUUGCGCCUCGACGCCGUCGUUUACCCAUGCUGACCUCCAACCCGCAGUCUUCUCCCGCUGUGCAGAUUCACUCGAGCAGGGUCGCAGAUUAGAAAACCUCAGCUGGAGACUCUGGCAGAGAGAGCAGCUCGUCGAGAACGAGAAGCGACAGGACGACGCCGCUGACGCCGCCGCCGACGCCGCCACCACCUCCAACACAAAGCCUCUGGCCGCCAGCUGGCGCCCUCAGGACCUUCCACAGCUUUCCGGCAGCGUCGACUCGCUUGUUGACGACGACGCCACCGAGUUUGUUUCCGAAUCAGCCCCCCUCGAGAUCCUCCGGCCCAGAAUACGCCGCCUGGAUUCCACCAGCAGCCGCGGCAGACGCGACCGCCACAUCAGCUCCGACGACUUCAAACAGAUGGUCGUCUCCAUUGUCAACGACACUGCUCCCCUUUCCGCGCCCAUCGCCACCUCACCUCUUACCAUUCUCAAGAAGAGUCCGGCUCCUGCCCCGGCGCCAAUGCCCACCGAGCCCAUCACCACCAUGGCUACCCAACCCAAGCCGGCCGCUGACACCCGUGUCCCUGCGCCCUCUGUCCCCGUUCGCGACUCGUUCCCCCAGCCCUCGCAGGCUGGCUCUGUGAACGCAUCCAUUCCCGAGCCGGAGGCGUCUCCCGCUCAUCAGCCAGUUGCCCAGAAGAAGGCACCUGCCAAGUUUGCCCUGGGCGGAUCCUGCUCUUCGAGCGAGCAGGGCACCAGCGUCGACAUGUCCAAGUCCAGCCUGAUGCCCCCUCCUAAGAAGACCAUGUUCCAGAUUGGUGGCUCCUCCGAGUCUGCCUCGACCAAGAAAAACACCCAACCCUCCAAGGCCGUCAUCGGCCAGAAGAUGAAGCAGGCCAUCAUCCCCACCAGCCGCGAUGCUCAGCUCCAAGCCGAGAGCGCGAUCGACUCCGAUACCGAGGACGACUACGUUGACGAAAGCGCCAUUGACGACGAUGACGACGACUCUUCCGAGUGGGAAGAUUCCGUUGAAGACAGCGGCAAAUCCAGCGUCGACGACAAGUUCUUCCAGCGCAUCGAGUCCAAGGCUAACCUCGUCUCCCGCCCUUCACUCAUCACUCUCAUGCUUGCACAGAACGAACGACAGAAGCAUCUCAGCAACCAGGCCUCCCACUCUGCCUCUGCCAUCCUCCGCUCACGCGCCGGACCCAGCGCCCCUACCCUGGCUGCCUCUCCCAACGAUUCUGACGAAGGUCCCCUGAUGAUGAAGGGUAUGCGACCUUCCAACCUCAAGCCCAUCAUUGAGGUCCCCCGGUCGAGCGCGCAGCCUAUUGCGGCCCCAACCAACUACGUGCACGCUCAGGUUGCCUUGUCCGCGCGUACUACUCGUCGCAACAUGCUUUCUACUGAGCUUACCGAGUCUCUCCGCCGCCAUCUUCUCUGGGAGCGCCAGCAGAAGACGUCGACUGCCAAUGCUGUCCUCAAGCGCCGCCACACCUCCCAGGACGUGGCCAACCUCAGGCAGUUCCCGGAGAAGCCGUGCAUGAAGCAGAGCGAGGAUGCCAACGCCAGCAGCUGGAACCAAUACUUCAACAAGGAUACCUUUGACGGGUACCACUCCAAGGCCUUGAUUGAGGCUGUGGGCAUUCAUGUUCGGCCUGUGUUUUCAACCGCCAUUUACGUUCCCAUGGGCAACCUUGAAGGGCCGGUCCUCGGGGGAAGCAUAAUGGGAGAAUCUGUCCAAAAAGCGCCUAGGGAAGAAGAGGCGAAAAAGAAUCGGGAAGGUGGAUAA